UAGCUUAUCUAUUGGCGGAUAAAGGAUACGAUGUUUGGUUAGGCAAUUUUCGUGGUAAUACCUACUCGAGGGCGCAUAUUUCUCUAUCGCCGUCGGAAUCAAAAUUUUGGGAUUUCAGCUUCAAUGAAAUGGGUAUCUAUGAUUUACCUGCAAUGAUUAAAUUUGUCACAAAUAUGACAUCGCAACCAUUGCAUACGUAUAUUGGUCAUUCGAUGGGCACAACUAGUUUUUACAUAAUGGCAUCAGAGCGUCCGGAAAUCGCUCAAAUGGUGCAAAUGAUGAUCAGCUUUGCGCCAGUGGCUUUUACAAACCAUAUUAAAAGUCCGAUACGAUACUUGUUCCCUUUUUGGAGAGAGUUUCAGAUAAUCUUGCAACUUUUUUUCCACGACGAAUUCCUUUCGCAAAGCGAUUUUUUGAGAUUUCUCUCGAAAUACGGUUGCGAUCAAAAUCUCUCUGAGGAGAAGAUGUGCGCAAACAUGAUAUUUCUGAUCUGCGGUUAUGACCGCGAGCAGUUUAACUACACUCUAUUGCCUGUCAUCCUGAGUCACGACCCGGCCGGUGCCUCGGCUAAGACGUUAGUACAUUAUACUCAGAUAUUCCAAUCUGACAAGUUUCGCCAAUAUGAUUACGGUCGCGAAAAAAAUCUGUUGGUAUAUAACUCUCCGGAACCUCCGGAUUAUAAUCUGACGAGUAUCACGAUACCUAUCGCAUUGUUCUAUGGUUCUGGCGAUUGGCUGAUUGAUAUCGUGGAUGUGAAAAGGUUGUAUCAUUUACUGCCCAACGUAGUGGAUAUGUACGAAGUACCGUGGCCCAAAUUUAAUCACGUGGAUUUUAUGUGGGCCAAGGAUGCACCCAAAUUAAUAUACGAGAGAGUAUUCGAGCUUAUGAAGGAAAAAAAUUUAAAUAAUGUUACAUCGAUGUGAUGACGUUCAUCGACAACCAAAAUAAGUGAUGAAUAUUACACACUACAUCCUUAGUAAUGUUGAUGCUAUUGAUAGCAGUCAUAAUUGUUAAUUUAAUGAAACGUAAAGUUUAUUAUAAUAUUUUAGUAUAUUAUUUAUACGAUUAGAGCAAAAGCGAAUUAACGUAACACACACGUUUUUAAGCAAUCGUUGUUUUGGCGAAUGAUAGAUCGUUGCGAUGAAUCGUAAGGAUAUGCAAUAUGACAAAUAUAUAUAAAAUAUUUGUAAGGAUAUGCAAUAUGACAAAUACAUAUAAAAUAUAAGGCGAAAAAAUAUUAAAUAAAUAUAUGUAAUUCUUAAACCGA
Messenger RNA from Formica exsecta, 1267 nucleotides. RefSeq names its product lipase 3-like. The record is from RefSeq and is a predicted model, not a curated record. The coding region runs from base 129 to 923 and encodes 264 amino acids. NCBI's taxonomy places the organism in Eukaryota, Metazoa, Arthropoda, Insecta, Hymenoptera, Formicidae. The transcript has 5 exons.